CACUUGUUACUUGUAUCGACACGUUUCGAGUAGUAAUGAUUUAAGCAAAUGGUUUUUACACCAAAAACAAUAGGUUUCACCCAAACUGGAGGUGUAGUCUCUAGUUUUGCUGCUUUACUUUUAUCUCUUUCUUCAAACCGAAUUCCGUCACAUACUGCUCCUCAAUACAACUACAUAAACUUUCUAAACUCAACUCAACACAAUCACAAGAACCCAAAUACUUAUCUCUCUUUUGUAAACUCACAACACAACUUUCCCACAUCCAAUUUGAUCAAUCUAAAAUUCAAGAGCAAAUAUGAGUUCAAAAAGCAAAGCUUGGGCAACAAGUAUUGGAGUAGUGGAAGCUUUGAAGGACCAAGGCGUUUGUAGAUGGAAUUCUGUUCUGAGGUCAAUUCAGCAGCACACAAAGUCCAAUCUCAGAUCUUAUUCUCAGGCCAAGAAAAUACCAGCUCAGUUUUCUAACAUCUCCAAAGAUGAGAAAUUGAAGCAAUCUAGGAAUCUCUUAGAACUGUCGUACUUGAGUUGUUGGGGUCCUAACAAUUGAGGACUUUUGUAAUAUAUUUUCCCAUUUUUUCCGGUAAAAAGUACAUAAAUGAAUUUAAGAACUUAAUUUUUUUUAAUGAUUUUGCUUAUUUCAUUGUUGAAGUUUCCUUACGCCAACUCAACUUUUAUA
Messenger RNA from Humulus lupulus (European hop), 673 nucleotides. RefSeq lists its product as uncharacterized. The record is from RefSeq and is a predicted model, not a curated record. The transcript has a single exon. Lineage: Eukaryota; Viridiplantae; Streptophyta; Magnoliopsida; Rosales; Cannabaceae. Bases 296 to 544 code for a protein of 82 amino acids.